Messenger RNA from Paramuricea clavata, 1053 nucleotides. NCBI's taxonomy places the organism in Eukaryota, Metazoa, Cnidaria, Anthozoa, Malacalcyonacea, Plexauridae. The record is from the annotation of a GenBank genome assembly.
AUGGCAGACGACGUUAAGGUCAUAAAUAUAGUACUCGUAAAUCUUCAGAAUGCUGUUCACGCAUAUUCAAUUUAUAUACCUGUAAUCCAUGCGGCCAUAGAAGAGGCAACAGAUCAGAGAGAAAUAAUUGACGAAGAUGAAUUGAAUGCUUUAUCUGCCUGUAUCAGGCAGCUCUAUGCGCUGCUCAGUUUAAUAGCAACGUGCGCUCAGUCCAUUUUACCAAGAGCUUGGACUGAACAAAUUCUAAACCUCGACUUCGUUGGUUCACAUUUCCCGGGAAGAGAUUUCUGCAGCGAAUUAGAAAGGUGUGAGCAUUUGUUUUGGUCGAUGACAGGCGAGAGCGUGGAAUCGUUUCGUCAACUGGUGCACGACAUGCUGCCGUAUUUACUCUCUUUGUUUUCUUUGUUUGAUUUCCAAUCUCACGAAAUCUCUCAUGCCUCACGAUAUCGUUCGCAAUCAUGUCCCAGAUCGGACCGAUCUCCAUAUACCGCUCAUGAAUCACGGCUCGUUCCACCUCGCCUAUACGUCUUACUUAUCUUGGAAGCAUUAUUGAAACUAUGGACUAUGGUUUACGCGUACGUUAUAACGCUAAGUUUGAAAGGCAUGCAUAAUAUGCACAGACAACGAAUUCUACUGUACAGUCAAGACAGCCCACAUUGUGUGUUUUGUUUCAGCCAGGUUAUGUUGUGUGUUCUCUAUCCUCCAGGUCGUUUCAAACAAUCAAAGCGCUGGCGUAAACAACAUUUUACUUUAAGAUAUGUUCACUAGUUGUUUAGCACAUUGACAUGAAUAUUUGUAUGUAUGAGUGUUUGGCACGCACAUUUAGGAAUCAUUUGCAUUCAUUCGAAUGGGAAACAUUGUUAAGAAUGUUUAAUUCGUAGCAAUUCGUAGCUGUUUAUGUAUGAUCAUCGUCAUAGACAACCAACGACGAUUAAUAAUGAUGAUACGCAGUACAAGGAAUGUCAUAGAGUUACUAUAAACGGUGACAGAAAAACUGGCAAGAAAUUUGAGUUUGAACUUGACAAAGCGUACCAGGGCAUGUCCGUUUUGUAG